Molecule: messenger RNA, 880 nt
Organism: Acanthoscelides obtectus
Lineage: Eukaryota; Metazoa; Arthropoda; Insecta; Coleoptera; Chrysomelidae
Source: the annotation of a GenBank genome assembly
CUUUGUCAAAGCGCUAUAAAAUUUGAAGUGUCAUGUCAAAUGAUACUACGGCCGAUGUAAAUUCCGAAUAUGAACCAUGACGAACCUCUUUUCGGUGUUCGUCUCUUACCUCAGCCUAACUCUGGGCUACCAAAUCUAUCGCUCGGCACCUGAAGUCGGAGAAUCUGCUCCGUUCUUAUCACUGCUGGUCUUCUUGACUGCGUUGCUGCUACUUUUGGUCAACCUUGAUGUCUACCCGCAUAGUCUGAGGUGUUUAGGAUGGUUUGGAACAGUCAUAAUCGAGGAGGCCUGUGUCUUCUUCCAGUUCCUGAUAUCGUACUUCUUGAUGGAGACCCUGAUGAUCGACUUUUGGUUCCCUCUGGAAGAAGCGGUUUCCAAUGUGCCGACCAAAAUCGCAGACCAUUUAGAAGAAAAGUGGAGCAAUUGCGGUUCGAUUUGUGAGGCCCUGUGGUCAGACAAUGCUAAAGUUGCUGCCAGUUACGUGAUGAGCUCUUUGCUUCUACUCAUGGUGCUGCACGCAACUAAGCUGAUCGAUUCAAGGAAACUAGCACAAGGACCCAGUGUCUUUAUCGACGAUAUUUGGGUGAGAGUAAAAUGUUCGCUCUCAAGGAUAUUGCAAGAUCUAGGUCUAUGUUCUGAAAGAAGGGUAAAAAUCAGUGACGUUUCUAGGAAGAGGGAAAGGUCAGACGACUCACGCGAUGGGAAUAGGAGCACAAACAGCAACCCUUCAAGAAACGGUUUUCUGAAAGAUUACAACUAUAUUCGUCGACGAAGCCGGAGAAGAUGCAGAUGAAAUUUUAUGUGCAAGAUAUCCUAAUAACACACAGUGCAAGGACAUAUUUUGUACUUGAGUGGAUAUAAUUGAAUGCUCAUUAAAAGC